CCAGGAUAGAAAAAAAUAAAGAAAAACAUCUGGCGAAGGAAGAAGAGUACAUCAUGUUCUUUCCAAUUCCACUUCAAUUUCUAACUCUACACCACCAUUCCUCUUCAAAAUCAAACUCCUAUUUUCUCUCCCUACCAAAGUAGGAAACCUUUAAGAAAGAGAAGAAGAAAAAAGAAAGGUAGAAAUGGCGCUACCCCAAAUCCUACACCCUCACCACUCCCCAACCCUCAGAUUCAAACCCUCCUUAAACCCUACCUUCCCCCGCGCCGCCUUCAAAACCCCAACCGCCCGCACCAAACCCUCUCUCCACCAUUCAAUCCGGUGCUCCGCGGGAGCACCGGAUCACCAUUCGAUCGACACUGUCGAGCUCCCGCUCUUCCCCCUCCCACUCGUCCUCUUCCCUGGUGCAAUCCUCCCCCUUCAAAUCUUCGAAUUCCGCUACCGGAUGAUGAUGCAUACCCUCCUCCACACCGACCUCCGAUUCGGCGUCAUCUACUCCGAUAGCGCCAGCGGCACUGCAGACGUCGGCUGCGUUGGUGAGGUCGUCAAGCACGAGCGCCUCGUCGACGAUCGAUUCUUCCUUAUCUGCAAGGGCCAGGAGCGGUUUCGUGUCCGUGGCCUCGUCCGCACCAAACCCUACCUCGUUGCCGAGGUCUCAUGGCUCGAGGACCGCCCCUCCGGCGACGAGGACCUCGAGUCGCUUGCCACUGAAGUGGAAUCCUACAUGAAAGAUGUUAUCCGGCUGUCGAACCGGCUUAAUGGGAAGCCGGAGAAGGAGGCGCAGGACCUGAGGCGGAAUCUGUUCCCGACCCCGUUCUCGUUCUUCGUGGGCAGCACGUUCGAAGGAGCCCCACGGGAGCAGCAGGCCCUGCUGGAGCUGGAGGACACGGCGAUGCGGCUCAAGAGAGAGAAGGAGACGCUGCGGAACACACUCAAUUAUCUGACUGCAGCUUCAGCGGUGAAGGACGUGUUCCCGUCUUCUUGAUCUGGGGUGGGAUGAACGGAAGGUCUGGAUUUGUUACGAGUUGAUAUAUAUAGAGAGAGAAGGGGGUGGAGAAAGCCAUGGUAUCUAUACAAGUGGUUUGUUCAGAUCUAAAACUUGGCACAUCUCGCUGCUGCACUUUCCAGAAAAACUCACAAGAUGUAGACAUUGCAAUGCUGCGGUUUACCUUAGCAGAAUGCAAGGGUGACUGUAUGAAGCUAAUGGCACAAUCAGGGGAAAGGGUAGCAGCAAAGAUAGCAGUUGUUCCAGCAACUGAGUAAAAGGUGCUUUACUUGUGGAGAACACCACAUUUGAGUUGGUGACAUAUCAUCAGUCAUCACAAGUAUUGAAUCGGGCAAAUGAAUGUCCUUUCAAUGGCAUCUGCUCACAUGUGGCCUAUGCAAAGGGUGAUCAAGGCAAGUAGUUAUGCAGGAGUCUUGGCGAAGAUGAAUGUGUUGCCAAGGAAAAGCACUCUGCGCUGCUCCUUUUGAAGACCCAAGUAGUUGCUGCCAAGAAAAUAGUGGGAGGAGCAUGGACUGUACAAGGUAAGAACAUAAUCCUUUUCUCGAUUAUGGGAGCCCUUACAGUUAUGUGUUCACAUCAAUGAGAAGCAUAACGAACUGCUGUAUGAAACUAUUAUGUUAGGUCCAUUACAAAACAUAUAUUUGGGAUAUGGUGUCCCCAGCAGGUUGGCUAAGAUCACAUGCAUGUAGAUCCAUUCCCAUCUUGCUUUGUAGAACAGCUCUUGGAUUGAUGCCUUGUCAUUCAAUGACACGUUAUUAUGUUCAAACUAGAUUGUUGAAACUAGAUUAGAGGAAAGAGUUUCUCAAGGAA
Molecule: messenger RNA, 1816 nt
Organism: Magnolia sinica
Lineage: Eukaryota; Viridiplantae; Streptophyta; Magnoliopsida; Magnoliales; Magnoliaceae
Exons: 4
Coding region: 185-985 (266 amino acids)
Source: RefSeq, a predicted model, not a curated record